Molecule: messenger RNA, 7231 nt
Organism: Botrytis byssoidea
Lineage: Eukaryota; Fungi; Ascomycota; Leotiomycetes; Helotiales; Sclerotiniaceae
Exons: 5
Coding region: 687-6053 (1788 amino acids)
Biological process (GO): positive regulation of transcription by RNA polymerase II
Cellular component (GO): nucleus
Molecular function (GO): transcription factor binding
Source: RefSeq, a predicted model, not a curated record
GGUCUCCGCAUUAUCCACUGAUAGCUCGAAGAAUCUUUGAUUAGCCGCUCUGUCCCAUCGUGCCCUAUAAACCCUACAACGCUCUCGGACUUAGUAACGAAAGCUAUUAACCACCAAAAAAGCCAUAUACGGUUAUUGUGCUCAUUUUCCAGGGUCAAUUUGUCUCCAGUCUUUUUAUCUUUUCAUAUAGCGUGUAGUGAUAUUUUGCUGCUUUCUCUGGUACCCAUACACGCGCCAUAUCUGCCGUCUUGCGAUUCGGUUGGCUCCAGGCAUGAGACGAGGAUCUUUUUAGUGCUUUUGAUGUCUUGUAGUCUGCUUUCGUACCACUUCAACUCACUUCAACUCACUUUGGAACAUAUUCUCCUCAAUCCAGUUGUACAUUCAACGCUCUUGACUUUUUCCUUCUCGACCAUUGCACAAAGAAUAUUAGAACGAAUCCCCGGAACACAACCACGCAUCACAGUUGUUCACGGCGACACUGCAGAACGCAUCCAUUGAUUCGGUAGCUAGAGCUACCCACUGCUAUUCUUUACCGCCGGCCAUACAGAAUAUCCCAUGGGACAACCGAUAUAGAAUCGGGCGUGGAUAGUGAUCAGCCCUCUGUACUGCAGAAAGCACAACAGCGAGGAAGAACGGCAAGAGGCCUGAGUUCCAGCUGAUAUAUCUAUAUUGAAAUUAUUACCAUCAUGUCUGUCGCAAGGACCCGGUCAAUAUCAAUGAGAUCCGGCCACUCAUCCAAAGGUGCUGGAGCUACAUUGGCCGAAGUCAGUAUGCCUCCAAUCGACGUACCUCGCGAUUUUGAGCCAUGUGCUGCGACAGCAUCGAUGUUCUUAUAUGUGCAAGGAAAUUCGGUUGUUUGCGCUCAUCACGAUACCCUUAAGAUUGAAAGACGGUUUUCGAGACACACAGAAGAGAUACAAUUGUUAGCGGUGGAUAACAUUAGUGAAAGAGGAGCUGGAAGAUUAGUAGUGAGUUACGAUGCUGGCCAAACUGCGAUUGUAUGGGAUUGCAUGACGGGAGACGAAAUUGCCCGAUUUGCGAGUUACGAAAAUCUUACAGUGGCAGCUUGGAUGCGCAACGGGAAUGUUGCAUUUGGAAAUGCUCAAGGAAAUGUCAUUCUUUUUGAACCGACAACAUCGGAGCAUAUAUCCUCAAGAACUUUAGAUCAAAUUCCAAUUACAGCUUUGGCACCAGCAGCAGAUUGUAGGACAUAUGCUAUUGGAUUUUCGAAUGGAUCUCUAUUGAUUGCAGCAUUGCAACCAAGAUUCAUAAUUCUCCACAACUUGACAACCUCAAGAGGGCCAUCUCCAAUCGUCACACUAUCGUGGCAUGCAUCAUCGUCACGCCAGAAGUCGGACAUGUUAGCAUCUCAAACGAAUGACGGCGAUCUGCGGGUUUGGAGUAUAGCAAAAUCACCCACUAGCAAUGACACAGCCAAAGUAGUCCGGGUAUUGAAACGAUCCGAUAAUUUUCAAACCGGUCCUAAUUGGCUGGGCUGGUCAAAAAAUGGUCGCAUCAUUCAGUUUUCCGAAGGGGAAACAUCGUCAUGGGACGUCCGAACGAAACAGGUCACUUUCGAGAAAGUUCCGACAUUGGAUAUUGUGAAAGGUCUAGCUGUUUAUGGACCUGGAGCAACCCUCUUUACGCUGGGACCGAAUAAUACGGCACAGCAAUUUGAUCUUAAUUCUCCACCGCAAAUGGUGGCAAACGUUCAACAUCCAGCCAAUUUGUUGCCACCUUCUCCCCCUGUUUCUAUUGAAGAGCAGAAACAACAGGCCGCUCAAGCGGUUGCAGCCGAAGUUUCAGCUGUACCAAUUAAUAUCGAUAUCUCCGAAAGUGACUCCGAUCGGAUGUCACCGCUAGCUAGGAUUGCUCGACGUGGUGAUGAAAUAGAACAGCAAUUACGUGUAGAGGCCAUGGAGCCUGACCGCUCCGAAACUUUAUCGCCUGUAUCAUCGAGAAGUCGCACGUCAAAUUCCACUAGGUCAUCCGCAGAUUCAAGGCCACAUAAUACCCGGCACCAUGGAAAACAUUCUUCAGGCUUAUCGGCUAUAUCACGUGGAGGUAUGAGUGAAGCAACAACCAUGUCGUUUGGCUCGUCGAUCCACACUGGUACUGCUCGAGAACCUUCUAUUCUAUCAAGUAGAGACUCGUAUGCUCACAGUAAUACCAGCUCAGCACGAUCAUAUCGUUCUCGACAACGUGGAUCUCGGCUAAGACAAGAAGUACUCCGUAGUCCCGAUGAGUCAGGAAGCCAUGUCGUAGAGCUCUUCAAGUAUACCAAAUCUAGGUUAAGUGAUAUUCCUUACCGUCAGCCACAAGUCUCAGAAAGUGCCCAUCUCACGAACGAUGAUCUUCGAAUUCAAAUGCUCAGUACAAUAUUUGGAUGGGAUGGAGAGGUCGAGGGGUUGAUCCGUGAUGAGAUGAACAGAGCACCAAUGGGAUCAACCCAUAGAGUUCUUCUUGCUAAGUGGAUUGGCGAUCUUGAGCUGGAUAUUAUGGCUACAAGCUCCGAAUCGAUGACUUCUUCAGACUGGAUGCUUCUUGCCCUAAGUGGAAUUGGAGGACAAGCUUCGCAAACCAAGGUCGCCAGAGCUUAUGUUCAACGACUUCUAGAAAAAGGAGAUGUCCACACUGCUGCUACAAUCAUGAUCGGUAUGGGUGAUCAAAAUGAUGCAAUUGAAAUAUACGUCUCCCACAAACGUUUUAUGGAAGCAUUAAUUUUGACGAGUCAUGUUUUCCCAUCGGAUUGGUCUCGGCAAGCCGCAUUGAUCCGAAAAUGGGGUGAGUGGGCUGUUCAGCACGGUCAACAACAAUUGGCUAUUCGAUGCUUUUCCUGUACAGCAUCUGAGUCGUCGGAGCCUUGGACAUCACCAUCUGCUCAAGCUGCAACUUUCACCAAUAUCCAUAGUCAAAGCAUCCCCGAAUUAUUAAGCCCUCCUUUGUCGCCUCCUAGCCAUAGGGGUCCACAGCGCAGUAUUGCGAAGACAUCGGCAUUGAAACUGAUCACUGCGUUCGGAGAUAAACAACAGAAGUCAAAGUUCUUUGGUAUUGAUAAUGACAAAACACCGAUUGGUCCUGGCCCAACACCGAUCGAGGAAUCUGCUAUUUCUCCAGGUGGUGAUACAGCACAUACUGCUUUCUUGAGACCAGGUAAUCGCAGCGCAUAUCAUACCCCAGCUUCUGCGCGAACGGCAACACCUGGUGGCUUCUCACGUCGACGUCUUCCAUCUAUCGGCGAAACACCUAACGAUGUCAUACCUCGUGUCAGGUUGGAGCCAUUGAAUCCGUCAACGCCUGGCGAUUCUGGUUCAAAUCGGGAGCGAGUUGGCCAAUAUGCUCGUGACACAGAGGCGGAACCAUUGCAACUUAGCUCGGCGACAUAUACUCCAAUCACAAAGAAUAGACCUACGACACCCAUGACCCAAAAGAAGAUUGCCAAUCCAUUACCAUCACCAUCGCCAGAUACAUUCACUUUAAAGAAGCAAGACGAUCGUACGAGAAAUGGAUCACGUCAUCGUAAGCCAGAUGGGCUACAGAUCCAGUGGCCACCGAUGGAAUCUAUAAUCACAGGCGAUUACAUGUCAUCUCCAGAACCAACUGUGUCAUCCCGCCACGAUCCUCGGACUAACCGCUCAAUUGGCGACCCUUUGAACUCUGCUGCUCUGUCAUCAGCCGCUUCCGUUUCGGCCUCAAGUAAUGCUAGAAGCCCUUUAAACAGCGAAAGAAGUUUCAGAACAACAAGCCCAGUCUUACACGGCAGAAGCAUUGACCAAUACAUCAAUAGCUUGGAAACAGCCACGUAUCAUAAGAAACAACAAAGGAGUCGGCAAGCUAGCCGAGAUCGAAGCGGGAGAGCUCGCAGCAGUAGCCGAAGGCCAAAGGCUCGAGAAACUUCGGAAGACAGAGGAAGGAAUAUCGUCCAAUACAUCAAACCUGCAAAGCGUUCGCCAACCUCGCCUAUUCCAAUGUCGCCUGAAGAUCUGAGAGAUCUUGGCGCUGCAAUCUCAGAUAGUGAAGUCAUGAUCCAGGACAAGCAGUUCAGAACGGACAGUCGAACCGGAUUCAAGUCAUCAAGACAAGCAAGCCGAGUCCGAGAACAAUCUCCAGAGCCGCGCAAGACAUCUAGCCGUCAAACAAGUCGCAACGCCAGUCGCCGACCAGCCAGUCCCGAUACUAGACUAGGCGGUCGAGACGCCCGAGGACGAAGCGCAGGACGUUCUGGAUCAGCAGUUCGCUCCCCUUCUUCUCCGUUGCCAUUCUCUCCCCAAGCGAAAUUUUACCAGGAAGAUGAGGUUGCUGAUUUCGAGGAUUUGAGGGCGGCAAAGGCAGAUCAACUUGCAUUUAGAUUGAGGAGUAGUAGUCGUAUCAGAGAGCGUGGUACAAGUGCUGCUCGAGGCUCUUCACCAAAUGGAAGACGUCGUGAGAGAUCUACAAGUCGAAGACCAUUGGAAGGUCAAAGAUCGCCAUACUUAACUCGAGAUGGUACUGAGUCUCAAUCUCACUUACGAACACAAUCAGAGUCAGUAAAAACGGCCCCUGGGCAGCAAAAGAUGGAUCCCAAAGAUGAGCGAGCAUUAAAGCGAGAACAAGCUGCACGAGAGCUUGAAGAAAGACGUAAAUCUUUAGUUCAAAGACCAUUGGCGCCACCAAUCAUUCACCCAGGAGAAUUAAGUGGCCUAUCACCACUAGCUUAUCGUCCCUCUACCAAUUUCCCCGAACAGGGAUCAGCAGCGUCGUAUUCGCCUCCCAAAGCAAGUCCUCAAGCCCCUAGAAGCCAACAGACUACACCAAACAAUACUUCUCCAAACAGUGGUUUUGGUUCAGCUCCAGAGUCUUCCGUGCAGAUUGGCUUACCAGCAACUCCAAGAGCUAUGCGUCAUCCUAAGUAUGAUCCUGAAGGUAAUGGUGCAGAUCGUAUUCCACAAGUUCCUCAAAUUCCGAACAGAUAUGAUACGGGUCCAUCACAAGCAGCAGCAACAUUGAGCGCAGCAGUUUUCAACAAUUCAUCUGAUAGCCCGCAUGAUACCUUUGGGCCUCUCCCAAAAACUGUGUAUCAGGCAUCUCAACCACCUCGCCGUAUGCCCCCUCGAUCUGCCUCAGCUCCGAUCCCAGAAGAAAAUUUCUACAAGCCAAAUGUGAUCCCAGCAGGUUUACCACUACAUCCCGCAUUUCAAGCUGCAAUUCCAUCCAGUUCUUCAAGACGCACACCCGAUACUAGAGAAAGAAUGUCACCCACCCAAUCUUCUCGUAGACAAGUCUCCGGAGAUCCCCAUGGUGAGAGCGGAAGUAGAAGUGGAAGUCCGGUUUACGCAAGUGGACCUGUAAAUGUGUUGACUGGAAUCGACGAAACUAUCGAGGCAAACCAAGCAAUGCCUAUGCACCAUCCAAACCAUGAUCUGAUUCCUCCACCACCCCCACCUCCACCAGCUCCUCCUCUUCUUCCGCAACUACAACAUUUAGCUCUGCCCCCACCACCGCCUCCCGCUCCAUUGUAUAGACCAAAUGCAAACACUAACUCCAUGGUAUCGGGUGUAUCAUCAGGCUCUGGUAUCUCUGGCGUCUCUUCCGGUUCCGGCGUCAUCGAAAUAGUAAUGGACGACGAACCAAUUCCAAUGAUUCCCAAGAGCAAAACUCCCACCAUCUUGUCUUCAUCAACAAUGAACUCUGGUUCCAUAAUGGAACCACCUCCAAUUCCACCCACCCUCGAACGUCGUCGUACAUCAUCUGUCUCCCACAUAUACACACAUAACCGCGGUCGUUCCGAGACGGACAACUCACUAUCGAACCGCUUUUCGCGAGCCGCAGAACGUUUGAGAAGCGCUAGCCGUGGUAGGAAUAAUUCGAGCCCUAUUGUUGAUAAGGGAGUUACAAAAAGUCCAACCGAGAACAAUGGGAGUCCAUAUGAAAGUGUCCCUCCUCCAACUUGGUCUGUACCACCUCCACUUAGUAGGAGUGUUACAACUACUCCUUCGAGUGGUAUGCAGAUGGAGAGACAUCCUAUGGAAGUGCGAGCUGCGUAUCAAGGGAAUAUGGAAGGUGGAAUGAUUUGAUCAUCUUUAUUUCUUUCGCAUCAUGUGGCGUUUUUAUUCUGCUUUCGUUUAUACUCUUUGAUGUUGAAAUUGCUUCAACUUUUUCAUCUUCGAAUCUCGAUACCCUUUCUAUUAUUUCUUCAACGAUGCCUUUCAUUCCUUCUGAUUUCAAACGCGAACAAACGCAUAACGGCCUCUAUUCUACAUUCUCAUAACAUUAAUUCGAUGAACGAAAAGGUGGGCUGGAUUGGAAAAUUAUUCACGUAACAUUCCUGACUGUCAUUUACAAACAAGAAAAACAAGAUUACAUAAGAAGCAGAAAGAUAAAAAUUGGCUCAGGCUUAUGAUGAUAUUAUGAGUCUUUAUAGGAGAUGCGACAGGCUCUACCGAUUUGAUGGAUAUUCGCGGUGCUUUUUUGUUGAGAAAGAGAAAUUUGUUCAUAAUAUUGUAUAUCUACUUCUGCACUAUCCUUGAAUAUAUAUUUACUUUUGCAAAUUUAUGAUUUCUUCGCUUGCCUUUACUUGCAGUUGUCUGGAGCUGGCGUGAUAUGCUGCUCCCUGGUCCAUCCUUUUGGCACUUGCAAUUGUUUUCAGUCUCUUUUUCGGCCAGGAGUAGAGCGCUCAGUACCGCCCUGUUCCAUUGAUCUGAAAUUAAGGUAUUGAGAGGGUCCAGCGAACAGAUUGAGGAGUGUUCAAAGACAUGAUAUGGGGCUUGAAGGAGAGUAGAAUGAAGCACAAUACCUAAAGUAGCUUGAUACUAGGCAAGAAAUGGAUAAGAUACCAGUAUAAGCUUGGAAGUGGAAAAGGAAAAUAACAUGAGGGAAAGAAUGCGGUUAAAGGAAUGGGCGUGGCCUUUCUUAUACUUCUUGCCUCACGGCUGGUUCAUCGUUUGCUUUUGUCUUUUUUUUUAGGCUGAGUAGGAGAGAAUCUUUGAUUCGAGGCUUUAUUUGGAUUUGCUAUGUUUGAACUUUAAAGUAGUGAUUGGUAUAUGAAUUGGCAAUUUAAUGAUGAACAUGACUUCUACCUGCAAUGCUCUUUGGGACGUGAUCGGAGGUGGGCAUACUGUGGUGGUGAUGUUGACGACUGAGAUAUAUGUGAUGAUAACUUCAUGAGGUAUACUGGAGGGUGUCUUGAAGUGCCACGUAGUUAAUCUUUUCUGAUUUCAACGGGAUAAGAGACGGUAUGUAGACAAUCGACUUC